GAUGAUGGAAUGGAAGAUACAGAUAUGGAAGACGCCGGCGACGAUACGAAAUCGGCUGCCGCGAAGAAAUCUCGCAAGAAGAAGACAAAGGGAAAGAAGGAUGCAGAGAAGGAUGCGACGGAGAAGAAAGAUGUUCGCAUUGAGGGUCUCAAUUUCAAGCGUAUUGUACCGGGAACUAUGGUACUAGGACAGGUUUCGAGUAUCAACGCUCACGACAUCGGACUGUCCCUGCCCAACAAUCUCACCGGUUACGUGCCUUUAACAUCCGUGUCCAAGGUGCUGGAGGAGAAGAUUGAGAAGAUUCUCAAGGAUGACGGAAGCGACGAGGAGGAAGAUGAUGAGGACGACGACUCGCUAGACCUUCACAAAUACUUCUACCUUGGCCAGUAUCUGCGAGCAUACGUUGUAUCCGCGGGAAGCAAUGCCGCCGAUGCCAGUGCUAAGAGCAGGAAGCGCAUUGAGCUUUCAGUUGACCCAAGACAGGCCAACUCGGGGCUUUCGAAAUCGGAUCUGGUCGUCAACUCCGCCGUUCAAGCCUCAGUUGUCAGUGUGGAGGAUCAUGGUUUGGUUAUGGACCUGGGUCUUGAGGGAGGUGAGGUCAAGGGGUUCAUGUCCUCCAAGGAAGUUGAUCCCAAGACUCAGCCUUCCACUAUCAAGGAAGGCUCGGUCUUUCUGUGUAUGGUCACUGGCCAGAACGCUAAUGGCAGUGUCAUCAAGCUGUCCGCCAACCUCCAGUCGGCCGGUUCUAUCAAAAAGUCACACUACCUCAGCACAGCUCCUACGAUCACCUCGUUCCUCCCAGGUACCGCCGCGGAAAUCCUUCUGACCGAUGUCUCGUCAACCGGCAUGGCCGGAAAGAUCAUGGGCAUGCUGGAUGCCACGGUCGAUCUGGUGCAAUCUGGAGGAAGCUCAGGAAAGGACGAUCUGACCAAAAAAUACAAUACUGGCGCCAAGAUCAAGGGCCGUCUCGUCUGCACUUUCCCCUCCGCUGAGCCAUACAAGGUUGGAUUUUCGCUACUCGACCACGUCGCCAAAUUUGCCACUGAGGGCGGCCCCGGUUCAUCGGACGACGCACCCGCCAUCUCUGCCAUUGUACCGGAAGCUAAGGUGGUCAAGGUGGAACCCGGUCUCGGUGUGUACGUGCAGAUCGGUUCAACUAAGCAUCUCGGUUUCGUUCACGUGUCGCGACUUGCAGAUGGACAGGUAGAAACCAUUUCGCCUGAGCUUGGACCCUUCCGAGUUGAAUCGGUGCACGAGGGAAGAGUGGUCGGAUACAGUGCCAUUGAUAACCUGUACCUCCUGUCUUUCGAGAAGAAGGUCAUUGAUCAGCCUUUCCUCCGGGUCGAAGACGUGACCCUGGGUGCAGUUGUGAAAGGAAAGGUGGAGAAGCUCCUCAUCGGAGCCAACGGUGUCGAUGGCCUGAUUGUUGUCCUUGCAGAUGGCAUUACAGGUCUUGUUCCGUCCAUGCAUUUCGCCGAUACUCCUUUGCAAUUCCCCGAGAAGAAGUUCCGCGAGGGUAUGACGGUGUCGACCAGGAUCUUGUCGGUCAACUUGGAGAAGCGCCAGAUCCGUCUGACGCUGAAGAAGAGCUUGUUGAACAGCGAAUCUGCGAUCUGGAAGGACUAUGAAGAAAUCACUCCUGGCACCCAGUCCCCGGGAACCAUCAUCAAGAUUCAACCCCAUGGUGCUGUGGUUCAGUUCUACGGUUCAAUCCGCGGCUUCCUUCCUGUGUCGGAAAUGAGCGAGGCAUACAUCAAGGACCCUUCACAACACUUCAGACUCGGUCAAGUGGUCAAUGUUCACGCCUUGAGCGUGGAUGCCUCUCGUGAGAAGCUUGCUGUCUCUUGCAAGGAUCCCGAGACUUUCACCGAGGCUUACAGGAAGGCUUUUGAGAACAUUCACCCGGGCAUGCUUGUCUCUGGUACAGUUUUCGAGAAGUCGGCCGACGAUACGCUUCUUAAGUUGGAUGAUUAUGGCCUUGUGGCUCGACUCAACGUUGAGCAUGUGGUUGAUGGCUCCCCUUCGAAGCAGGCCUCUACCCUUUCAAAGAUCCGUGUUGGGCAGAAGCUCAAUGAAUUGAUGGUGAUCGACAUUCAGCGCGCACAUCGCCUCAUCAGGGUAACGGGUAGACAGAGCCUGAAGAAGGCCGCUAAGCACGGCUCAAUCCCGUCCAAGUUUGAGGACCUCAAGGAAGGUGCCGACGUUACGGGCUUCAUCCGCAACAUCACCAUGAACGGUGUCUUCGUUGAAUUCUUGGGUGGUGUUAUUGGUCUCGUUCCUAAGCGACUUGUUGGUGAUGAGAAUGUCAACAAGCCGGACUAUGACAUGGCUCGGGGUCAAGUCGUCACCGCCACCGUUCACUCGGUCGACGCAGACUUUAAGCGGUUCAUCCUGAGCAUGAACCCUUCGGAGGCUACCCAUGCUGGUGCAAAGAAGAAGGCUGCCGCCAAGCCCGAACCCACCCCUACUGACGAUGCCGUCGCUAACGCUAUUGACGAGGGCAUCAAGUCGAUGUCUGAUUUCACCUUCGGAAGGGUCACAAAGUGCAAGGUCGUGUCUGUCAGAGCGACUCAGGUCAACGUUCAGCUGGCCGACAACAUCCAGGGCCGCAUCGACGUCUCUGAGGUGUUUGACAAGUGGGAGGACAUCAAGGAUCGCAAGCAGCCCUUGCGCUUCUUCCGUCCCAAGCAGGUUAUCUCAGCCAGGAUUCUGGGUAUCCACGACGCUCGCAAUCACAAGUUCCUUCCUAUCAGUCACCGGACCGGAAAGUUCCCGGUGUUCGAGCUGUCUGUGAAGCCAAGCUUCCUGCAGGCUGCCAACCCCAGUCCUUUGAACCUGGAGCAGGUCCAGGUUGGCUCGACAUGGGUUGGUUUCGUCAACAACGUGGCCGAUGACUGCCUUUGGAUCAACUUGUCCCCCAAUGUUCGCGGCAGACUGCGUCUUAUGGACGCUUCCGAUGACCUGUCCCUUCUUGCCGAUGUGGAGAAGCACUAUCCCGUGGGAUCUGCGCUGAAGGUUCAUGUUUCCGCGGUAGACGCUGACAAGGGCCGUCUGGAUCUGUCCGCCAAGCAGCGCUCCGAUAAGCUCGUCUUUGAAGAUGUUUCGGUUGGAAUGGUUCUGCCGGGACGUGUCACUAAGGUCACUGAACGACAGGUCAUUAUGCAGCUCAGCAAAUCGAUUGUUGGUGCUGUUGAUCUGAUUGAUAUGGCUGAUGAUUUCAGCAAGGCCAAUCCUACUGUGUACCAGAAGAACGAAGUGCUCCGCGCGUGUGUCGUUGCCAUUGACAAGGCUAACAAGAAGAUCUCCCUCUCUCUGCGCCCGUCCAAGGUUCUCAGUUCCUCCCUGCCCGUCCAGGACAAGGAGGUUACCUCCAUCAAGCAACUCAAGGUGAAUGACAUUGUUCGGGGUUUCGUCCGGAGGGUUGCAGACAACGGACUCUUCGUUACGGUCGGCCGCGAUGUUACUGCUUAUGUCCGCAUCUCUGACCUCUCCGAUUCCUACCUCAAGGAGUGGAAGGACUCUUUCCAGGCCGACCAAUUGGUCAAGGGCCGUGUUACUGUGUCCGACUCAGAGCAAGGCAAGCUGCAGAUGAGCUUGAAGGAGUCUGUUCUGGACCCCAACUACAAGGCUCCCAUUACGCUUCACGACCUCAAGCCUGGCCAGAUUGUUACUGGUAAGGUCCGCAAGGUCGAGGAGUUCGGUGCCUUUGUCGUCAUCGACGGUUCUAAGAACAUCAGCGGUCUUUGCCACCGCAGUGAAAUGGCUGAGGGUCGUGUGGAAGAUGCCCGGACCUUGUACGAAGAGGGCGAUGCUGUGAAGGCCAAGAUCCUCAAGAUCGACCGUAAGCAGGAGAAGAUUUCUUUCGGACUGAAGGCUUCCUACUUCGAUGAGGAGGAGGAGGACAGCGACGAAGAGGAGGAGGAUGACGACUCUGAAGGCGUCAGCUUGGAUGGCUUCGGUGGCGUUGAUGUCGAGGGCAGCGACGAUGAGGAGAGUGACGUUUCCAUGGGCGGUGUCGACCUCGAGGGUGAUAGUGACGAGGAGUCCGAGGAAGAGAGUGACGACGAGGAAAUGACUGAUGCACCAGCCAAGGCAAGCCGGAAAGAUGGCGGACUCGGUGCUGGUGGUUUCGACUGGAGCGGCAACAACCAGGACGACGAUGAGGCUGAUGCCCGCUCAGACUCGGAUGACGAGGAGGACUCGCGACCCAAGAAGAAGAAGAACCGCAAGCCCGAGAUCCAGGUCGACCGGACCGGUGAUCUGGAUGCUAACGGACCCCAGUCUGUUGCCGACUACGAACGACUACUGCUCGGUGAGCCCGACUCCUCUCUCCUGUGGCUUCAGUACAUGGCCUUCCAGUUGGAGCUGGGUGAGGUCGAGAAGGCUCGUGAGAUUGCCGAGCGUGCUCUGCGCACCAUCACCAUCGGCCAGGACGCCGAGAAGCUGAACAUCUGGGUGGCCAUGCUCAACUUGGAGAACACCUACGGCAACGACGACACUCUGGAGGACGUCUUCAAGCGUGCGUGCCAGUACAACGAUACCCAGGAGGUUUACGAGCGGACGAUCAGCAUCUACAUCCAGUCUGGCAAGAACGAGAAAGCGGAUGACCUCUUUCAGACCGCUCUCAAGAAGAAGGUUUUCGGAUCCCCCAAGUUCUUCGUCAACUACGCCAGCUUCCUGUUCGACACCAUGGCUGCUCCCGAGCGCGCUCGUGCGCUAUUGCCUCGCGCCCUGCAGUCCCUGCCUUCCCACACCCACGUCGAGUUGACGUCCAAGUUCGGCCAGCUGGAGUUCCGCUCGGCUAACGGAGACAUCGAGCGUGGUCGCACGGUGUUCGAGGGUCUGCUGUCCUCGUUCCCCAAGAAGAUCGAUCUCUGGAACAUCCUCUUGGAUCUGGAGAUCAAGAACGGCGAUGCCGAGCAGGUCCGCCGUCUGUUCGAGCGGGUCCUGGGCAUCCGCGACACGAAGAAGGGUGGCGCUGCCGCCGCCGUUGAGGCCAGCAAGAAGGUUCGGCCUAAGCAGGCGAAAUUCUUCUUCAAGAAGUGGCUUUCCUUUGAGGAGAAGCUGGCGUCGGCUGAGGGUGGAAAUGACAAGAUGGUCGAGGAGAUCAAGGCCAAGGCGGCCGACUACGUUAAGUCCUUGCAGCAGGAGUAGAGUGAGCAUUGGUGUUCUUGUUCUUUUUCCUUUUUGAUAUCUGGGACAUACUUAGACAUGAUGUGUAUCUUGUAUAUAUAAAAAAG
This is a messenger RNA of Aspergillus eucalypticola CBS 122712, 5240 nucleotides long. Its product is annotated as putative rRNA biogenesis protein RRP5. Gene Ontology annotation, molecular function: RNA binding; protein binding. Lineage: Eukaryota; Fungi; Ascomycota; Eurotiomycetes; Eurotiales; Aspergillaceae. The record is from RefSeq and is a predicted model, not a curated record. Bases 25 to 5154 code for a protein of 1709 amino acids. The transcript has 3 exons. Gene Ontology annotation, cellular component: nucleolus; small-subunit processome. Gene Ontology annotation, biological process: rRNA processing.